Molecule: messenger RNA, 3809 nt
Organism: Scylla paramamosain (green mud crab)
Lineage: Eukaryota; Metazoa; Arthropoda; Malacostraca; Decapoda; Portunidae
Gene: ergic53
Product: protein ERGIC-53-like
Exons: 12
Coding region: 73-1575 (500 amino acids)
Biological process (GO): endoplasmic reticulum to Golgi vesicle-mediated transport
Cellular component (GO): COPII-coated ER to Golgi transport vesicle; endoplasmic reticulum-Golgi intermediate compartment; Golgi membrane
Molecular function (GO): D-mannose binding
Source: RefSeq, a predicted model, not a curated record
AUAGGUUUUGUUUUGAGUUGAGGUCGUGACGUGUACUAUUGUGGCUCAGUGUUUGCUCGAAGCCGGGAGGAGAUGGAGCUAUGGUGGAGCCUCACUCUUCUCUUGUCUCUAAUAUCCGUGGGCCGCUGUCAAAAACCCCACAAACGAUUCGAAUAUAAGUUCAGCUUUAAGGGGCCUUACCUGGCACAGAAGGACAACCAGGUACCCUUUUGGCACUACUCUGGCAAUGCCAUUGCUAGUGAGGAAAGUGUUCGAAUCACACCAUCUUUACGCAGUCAGAAGGGGCAGAUAUGGACGAAAAACCCAACGAAUUUCGAGUGGUGGGAGGUGGAGUUUGUCUUCCGAGUGACAGGCAGAGGCAGAAUUGGUGCUGAUGGUUUGGCAUUGUGGUUUACUGACAAGCCAGGUGGCGAGGGUCCUGUAUUUGGCAGCACAGAUAAGUGGAAUGGCCUUGGAGUUUUCUUUGAUUCCUUUGACAAUGACAACAAGAGGAACAACCCUUAUGUGAUGGCCAUGGUCAACGAUGGUACAAAAGUUUAUGACCAUGAACAUGACGGCCUCAGCCAGCAAUUAGGAGGGUGUCUGCGAGACUUCAGAAACAAACCUUUCCCAGUCAGGGCGAAAGUAGAGUAUUACCACAACGUCUUUACGCUCAUGAUUCACAGUGGUAUGACCAAUAAUGAGAAGGACUAUGAGAUCUGCAUGCGUGCCGAGAAUGUCCACCUCCCGCCCUCUGGCCACUUUGGAGUGUCUGCAGCCACUGGAGGCUUGGCUGAUGACCACGAUGUUCUCAAGUUCUUGGUGUCUUCACUACGCUCCCCUGAGGAAAUGGCACUCCUGCAAGUCAACCAGGAGGAGGAAGAGAAAUUCCGGCAGGAGUUCCAGGAGUACCAGGAGAAGACCAAAAAGGCCCGUGACGAGUAUAUAGCUCAGAAUCCUGACCAUGAGAAGAAGGAUGAAGAAUAUGAGUCCUGGGAACAAAGGGAAUUGCGACAGAUAUAUUUGGGACAGAGUCAGAUACAUGAAGUUAUAAGACAGCUCCAUAUGAAAAUGGAUGAAAUAAUCGGUCGACAAGAACGAACCCUUGGCUUGGUGUCAGCUGUUCACACAGGAAUGGGUGGUGGACAAGUAGCACCUGCAGGAGGACAGGUGCCACCCCCUCCUCCUCCAGCACUACCAGGAGACACCAUCCGCCGCCAUGAAGUGGACUCCAUCCUCAACAAUCAGCGAGACAUUGUCCAAACUGCCAGAGACAUCAAGAGCUUUGUCACAGAGAUCCACCAGAAGAGCAAUCAACUGCUGGGCAAUAACCAGAAGCCCCAGGGAACAGUGCAGCCUGUUGGAUACGACUUGCAUGUCACGCUCAAUGAGAUGAAAGAAGGCCUGAACAUUGUGAAGAGAGACUUGGGAAAUGCCAACCAGAGACUAGCACAAGGAGGAGGAGGGGCAUGUCCAUCCAUCAGCUGUGUGUCAACAACUGUGUUUAUGGUCUUCAUGGUCCUGCAGGUGGUGCUUCUUAUUGGCUACAUCAUGUAUAGAGAUAGUAAAGAAGCUCAAGCCAAGAAGUUCUACUGAGGUACACCUGUGUUCCAAGCCCUGUGAGUCCAUCUCAGGAGCACAAAGAUUUCUUCCAGAAUAUUUUUAGAUGCCUGAUCAUUUUGUAGAGUCCAUUUCAAAGUUUUAAGGUAAAAUGAUUUUUAGGCAUUUAUUUUUUUAUUACCAGAGGAGUUGGUGCAUUUUUGUUUCUCUGCAUAAAGAAUGUGUAAGAUCUGAAUCCGUGAAGUUGUUGUGGUGUGGCACGACUCCUCUGUUACUGUAGUGCAUAAAUAAUGUUGGAUAUUUUUUGAAAGAUAAUUUGUAAAUAAAUGUUCACAAGGGGAAUUUCAGGAGAAUCAAUUUCACUCAAUCUUUUUAUUUUUAAAGUUGAAAAGCAUUUUAAUGACUUUUGACUUGUUCUGAAUAAGUUUUCCAGUUGGCAAAAUUGGAUUUUGUUGUGUGGUGAAAGCUGUGUGGAUUUAAACUUAGUAGUUUUUUUGGAAAUGGUGGCUGUGCUCAGUUAUUGUGUGUAUCUUUCAUUAUUAUUCCAUCAGCUUUCAAGAUCUGAUGAACUUGUACAUUCAUAUUCCUGAACAACUUCAUGAGAUGUGUGCCUAUGACAAUUUACCAUCAGUUACUUUACCAUUAGUAAUAAUGAAGCUUGUCUAGCCAGUAUUAAUCAUUCACAAAACAUCCAUGAAGAAAGGAGGAAUAUUGUUAACUUGUGUGUUACUCUUUUUAUUUUUAUUUUAUUUUAUUUUUUUUUUCUUUUAUUUUUUUUUUUUUUGUUAUAUCAUUUCCUGUUUUCAUGGAUGCCACAUCACACUGAAGUUUCUCAUGUGCCCUGAAUUUGUUUCACCAUGUGAGACAAGGAAAUGAUUGUUAGCAAAUGUAGCUUCAAGGGAAUACGACAUGAUAAAUUUUCUCAUUAUUUGGUGAAGUGAAACCAAUGAUUAGCAUCACCAAGAGCAUCUGUAUCUCAUUCAGUAUUUCCUCUUGACCUAUCAAGUAAAUUAAUAAGCCUGGGGUAUAAUGAAAGCUACUGAGGGUUCUAUUCCUUAUGAUAAAUUAGUUGUACCUUUUUGUAGAUAAUUUCCUUCAUUGUCGAAGGCUUAACACUGUCCAAAAAAGACUGAAGUUUUGUUAUUGUUUAAGCUCAAUAGCCUUUUAUAUGGUGUUUGUUUCAAUGAUUUCUGCUAGUUAAAAAUAGAGUGGUUGAGGUUUAAUUUUGGUGCGCCAUGCAAGUAUCACGUGUUGCUAGUGGGGGGUAUUAAUACAUUGCUAAAUGAUUUAUCCAGUGGUGAAAUGCAGUUGUGCACGUGAAAGUUAUGGAAGCCACAGUCUCCUUAUGCUUUCAUUGGUGCCAUUACUGGUGAUGGUCAUGGCAAACUUUUAUUUUAGAUGUUUCUGGAAUUUUAUUGUUACUUGCAUUUGUUUCUCAUUUUCAAACAUGUCUUCACAUUAACAGUGGAUUGAUGUAUUUUAAGAUUCAUUAAAUUAUUGAGAUAUUUUCUACUGAUAUUACUGUUUCAGUUUCAUCUCUACCAUAAACUAUUUUAAUUAAUGAAAUGAAGGGAAAUGAAAUUUGACCUGUUAGCUUUUCUUGGGGACAUGUUGAGCAACACUGGGGAAAGACAAAGUAAGUUUUAUCAUGUCUAACAAUAGAUUUAAUAAAUAUAUAGACAUUGCACAACAAGAACAGUAAUCAUCGCACAUACAUAUCAAGCAACAAUCAAUAAUAUUUAACAAGAAGAAUCUUACAAUGUACAAACAAUAAACAACGACCAUGUAUAUAAUUAUGUACUAAGCACACAUACAGAACAUCCACUGAUAAGACUAGUAUCAAGCCAACAAUGAGGAUGUGCACUACCAAAGGGGUUCUUCACCCAAUGGUCCAAACCUAUUAUGAUGUUGGAAAAAACUAUAUUUAUUUACAUGAUACUGGAUGAAGAGCCUUUCAUUUCUGGAAAUACUACAAGGUUGAAAGCUGAAAUGGAUCCCAGCUCCUGUCUAGAUUGAUGUAGUUAAGAGGGAUUUUCAGCUACCCUGUAUAACAGUUACUUGGUAACUUUUUUAAUUAUGGACUGAAACACUGAUUCUGCAAAAGAAGGAAAAAUCAUGCAUUUUGUGGGGUGGGGUAAGUUGAGUAAUUAACCAUAAUUUAUGUAUGUCUAUCUUGUUUGUGUUGUAAAGGACAGGAUUAUAUUUGCAUUGCUCAAUUGACCAUUGCAAUGUUCUAUGCAAUAUUUCAAAAAAAUCUGAAAUUGUUAAAA